UCGUUGCUCUAUAAAUAUUCCUCUUGCAAGCGUGUUGUUAUUAUUGUUGAGAGAUAUCGAAAUUUACGAAAACGUUACAAAGAAUAAUAACGGUAACUAGCUGUGAUAAACUGCGUGCAUCUGAUUUAUUUUGUGUUCAUGUGUUUUUCGUUCUUAUCGCAUAAAAGAGUAACGAGAUUGGUGAAUUUCAAAAACAAUAGUCGAAUCGCGUUCGUAUCGAGAACAAGUACGAUGCAUGCCACGAACGGAUGCACUGUAAUAAAUAUAUAAAUAAAACUACCGGUUAGCGACAGCGGGAUAUUUAAAUUACCAAUAAAUCGCAAUCAUUGAACACUCUAAUCGCUGUCGUCGAAGACGCACUCAUUGCUGUUAUUGGAUUAUUGUUUUGCUAGCCGCUGCCAGCAGUCGAGAGCGACGUGCGGACGACGGAUGGAAGUAAUCAGAUGCUACCGGCUGUGAUAUAAGAUAGCGUAGGAUAGAGAAAUGUCAACAGCUGUGAGCGGCCAUUCGGGGGCGGGUCCCUUGAGCUUAAUGUCAUGUGUCAGAGAGUCGUCGCCGCCGCAGGACACCGGCAGCGAGUACGAGCCGGAGAAGAACGUGAGCACGAAGAAAAAGUUCUGGAAUCCUAGAAAAUGGUUUAAGCGGAAAAGUAAUAAGGUCGUCGAGGAAGCACCAAAUUCCUUGACGGAAACGAACCAAACGCUGCGUAGCAGGUCUACCAGCGAGCUCUCCGUUGCAGAGGAUCAAACGAGACGAAGGAGCGGGACGCCGAUGCAUCCCGGUUUGAGCGUAUCGCAUGACAGCGUCUUUCAUUCGCCACAUUCGGGCUCCGAGCUGGAGCUGGAGGCGGCCCAAAGCUCGUCAUCUCUAUCCAUUAGCCAUCAGCCCACACAACCAGAUAUUAGAUUACAGACUGAGCUAAUCGAAAGACUGAGACAACGACGAGGGGACACCAGCGAAGAUGACGAAGGAUUACCACAUAGUCCUUGCAAUUCGCCCACAACGACAGAAGGGCAUUUGGAGAAAUCACACCACAAAGACUUACCAACAAAAUCGCACAGCACAUGUAGUGAUGGUUCUUUGCUCAGUAUGGGAAGUUCGGAAAUGGAUGAAGAUUCAUUUGAUCCACCUACACAGUCACGCCAUGCAUCGAAAUUAUCUUUACAAGAAAAGAACAAAGACGUACCAGAUGCGGAUAUUACAGAAUGGGGUCCAAUGAAUUCGUCAUUUCCAUUAAAUCAUGCAGCAGCCCAUCACAAAGUUUCAAUACGCCCGAAGCGCACGCACGGUGGGCCACGCCGGAAGCGCACUCCGGUUGUUCUCCCAACCACACCGGAAGUCAACGAGGAUUCCUCGAUUCGAAGUAUGACGCCUGAUGGAACAAGAGAAACAUUAACCGAGCUUUACACAAGCAUGAGCUACCAGCAAGCGAGUCAUCAACAAAGUCACGCUUUUAUCGAUAACAAAAUGAAAUGCUCAUCAUUACCGCCUGGUUUAGCAGGGCCUGGAAUGAUCGACAGCAAGUUGACUCGCAGUCGCUCCAAUGCGGGUACUCAACAAGGGGAGUCUUUCGCUGAGGAGGAAGAGUACAGCGAUCAAAAGAGCAAGGAAUCUUCUUUCUUUGGACGCUUCUUUCCUCGACGCAGUGGAAAGAAGAAGAAGAUGAAAGAGGAACAAGAAUUUAUGCCGCCGGCUAAGCCUGAGGUACUCAACACACCAACAAGUACGCCCGCAAAUUACUACAAGGUUAAUGUAACGGAAUCCACCACGGUUACAUAUGAUCCUUUCGAUCAAAAUGUUAUCACGGUCGAUAGCAAUCUUGCAAUUCGACCAAAUGCUCUUCGUUCAGGACCAGCGUCUCGCCAACGAAUAUUGCCAAUCGACAUACCUAGUACACCCGAAUUUCAUCAACGACGGGACCGCAACGAAGAGUUGAACAAUUCACCUUUGAUGGAUGAUAUGGAGUGGUACCAGAAACACUCUAGUAUGAGUACGAACAUGAGCAUGAGUAUGAAUACUAGUAUCACCGAAGCUUCCUCCCCCGUAAAAAGUUCACCACCAAAAAGUCCACUUAUGUUUUCUAUGAGUCCACCAAAAUCGCCGUGGAGUGAGAAGCGAACCCCGAAGAAACCAAGCAAAUUUGUGGAACACACCACCACGACUUCUACGACAGAAAGUAAAUCGAUUGUGCGAAUUGCUGGAUUGUCUCCAUUACAACAACGUGUCAUUUCUUUGAACGACGACACUGAUACGGGCUUUAAAUCUUUGACGAAUUUUCCAUCAGACUUUGAGGAAAAGCCUAUCAAACCUGUUACAAAAUCGCAUAGCUUCAAAUCGACAUCGAAUGUAAAGCCCAGCGUUACUGAUUUGAAAAAUAGUGGUUUCAAAUCAUUGGAAGAAAAGAGUAUUUUCAAGUCUUUAUCAUUAGACAGCGUAAAAAAUGUUGACGAUGUUCUUGGUGACGAAGGCGAUACAUUGAUUAAUCGUGAUAUGGAACACGUACAACAGUAUAAUGAAAAUUUGUUGCAGACGAAACAAUCGUCAGAAAAUAGGAACGAUAUAACAAUUACUGGGCCUAGUCAUAAAGCUAUUGUUAACAUUCCUGCUAAUGAGUUAUUAUCACAAUUAGAUAGUGAGAAAGUUGUGACAACUAAGGAAAUGUCUGUUACUAAGGUACAACUUAACAGAGAAACUUCUGCUACUUCACAAGUAUCAACCGUUGUGAUGAAAUCUGAAUAUAAUAUGACUCCAAAUAGACUUUCAAACUCACACAAAAUUAAUAGGCAGAGUAUUGAUCUCGAUUUAAAUCUAGAACCUGUCGUAGCUGUACGAAAGUUCAGCAAUGAUAACAUUGAAGUUAUUAAAAAGGAAGAUAUAAUUGAGAAGGUUGAGAAGAAAGAUGAAAAGGAAGUUGUAGCUACUCCCACGAAAACAAAUUCGAUAGUCACUGUGACAUCGAUGACGAACGCUAGUCAUUAUCGGAAGAACGAAAGCAUCAAAAGAGAUUCUAAGCCGAUUAUUCGAACAAAAUCAAACAGUUUUGAUUCUGUUGAGUCGAGGUCCUCAACACCGAAGUCAUCUCAAUCGAGUUUAGAUAAACUUGAUAUGAUUUCAAACUCGAAGUCACAGGAAAAUAUCAAAAGCGCAUCAGACAGUGUUGUGCGUCGACGCUCGCUCGUAAAGCAGAAACACGACGAAGAACCCGAACUUAUGAAAGUUUUCGCUCGGCGAUCAUUAAAGUUGAAAGAUAGCGAUUGCGAGGCGCUACAACAGCAAGUGGCUAAACAUAUAGAAAAUUCGGAGAAAUCGUCUGCGGAGAGUGUGGAAAACGGGAAAUCGCGAGAUAGUGACAAAGAAAAUUUGUCCGAUUCUUCGCCUGUUGAAGAACGCAAGAAACCAACAAUUGCGCCUAAAUCUACUGCUCUAUUAGAAAGUAAAAUGAAAAUUGAUGGAUUGGAUGUAAAACUGCGUAAACCGAUAGGCAAUAAAAUUGCUGCGUUCCAAAAUCGGCCUGUUACUACGACUCCAAUGAGCAAACCUUCGACGGUUCUGAAACCUAAUGCUUUACCAACUCGGCCUAAGACUGAAAAGUUUCAGAUUAUCACACCAACGAUAACCAUGGAGGAGAAAAAGGAUAUUGAAGUAAAUAACUCGAAUAUGAUUAAUACAGCCGAAAUUAUUAGUAACAUCUCGGAGAAAACUGAUUUGAUCCAAGAUUCUGGUAAUGUGGAAGUUAAAAACUUUCGUUUACGAAAAGCGGAAUGGGAAAAACGUGCACAAGAGAGCAUAAGGAAAACAACACCUUAAUUUUGCUAGUUGGCUAAUAUAUAAACUGCAUGAAUACCAAGUAUUUGGACGGAUCCAGCUAAAGCUGUUUCAUAAAAAGUUCUUUGAUUAAGUCUAUAUAGCAUUUCAACAUUUUGAAGACAACUUCUUCAAAUUUAAUUGAUAGUUGUUUACAUUUUGAACAUCAUAAAAUGUGGAUGGUAGUUAGAAUCUAUUUUGGUACAACUACAUACAAUAAUCAUUCAGUAUUUUCUCAAAUUUUAUUGCUGGCCCUUGAUAAAGCCAGAAAUGUGUGAAAUUAGAACAAAUAUGUAUAGUUAGCAUUGUAGUUUAGUUACACUUGCGUGUUUAAACAGGAAUUCCAUUUAUUGAAUUGCAUUUCUCUUCUUGAUGAGUCUGGAUUGGAUUUGUAUAUAUCUACGUGACGCAACAUCACCUCACAAUGCUGAAUGAGUGGUAAUUUAUCUUUUAUUCUAUGACUUGUAAUUUUAUAUAAUUAAUUGUAAAUGCCACUUUAUUAUAGGCUUUAUCCUGUAACAAUUUAUAUCAAGCAGUGCUAAGUUCAGAGUUUUGUAUCUUAUAUUAGUAUGGCGAUCGGAAUGAUUUCGGACUAAUUUUAACUAAUAAGUUAUAUACAAGCUUGAUGGAAUUUGUAUAUUGGUCUCAGAGUUGUUCAUUUUGCCAUCAAUUGCAACUGUCGUGCAUUUAUUGGCAUUUAGCUCUUGGUGCCAUUGUAUACAUUAUACAGUAACACCCCGAUACCCAAUCUCUCAACGUAAAUCUACGUUUACGUUUUGAUUUUAAUUGUUAAGAUGUGUAUUUAUUCGUAUUAUGUAAGUGCCUUUUUUACUUUGUACGAAAUGAAUGAGAAAGCACGUGAUUUGUGAUUCAGCACAGUUCGAACAUUGGAGUGAUUGUUGUCGCCUUUUGAAAGACGUGCUCUUGGAGAUUCUAAAUAAUAGAAAUGUUAAGUAGGAUAUGAUGAAAGUGAUUAAUCGUUGAUAUGGAAUAGUGGAACAAUCGUAUGAAAUGUGGUUCGUUAAUCAGUAUCAAGUUUCAUGCAAUCAUGAAGAGAUUUUAAUUAUUGAUGAGAAUUAUUUACGAUUAUGUAUACAGAUAGCGAUAUACGCAAUAUGCAUGUAUAAAAUCAUAUUUAUGUUGUCUAUAAAUAUAAAUAUAUUUAAGUUACUACGAAA
This is a messenger RNA of Dalotia coriaria, 4982 nucleotides long. RefSeq lists its product as uncharacterized. The transcript is spliced from 9 exons. Bases 484 to 3807 code for a protein of 1107 amino acids. Lineage: Eukaryota; Metazoa; Arthropoda; Insecta; Coleoptera; Staphylinidae. The record is from RefSeq and is a predicted model, not a curated record.